This is a messenger RNA of Colossoma macropomum (tambaqui), 6256 nucleotides long. Its product is annotated as protein mono-ADP-ribosyltransferase PARP14-like. Gene Ontology annotation, molecular function: nucleic acid binding; transcription corepressor activity; NAD+ poly-ADP-ribosyltransferase activity. Lineage: Eukaryota; Metazoa; Chordata; Actinopteri; Characiformes; Serrasalmidae. The transcript is spliced from 18 exons. Gene Ontology annotation, cellular component: nucleus; cytoplasm. Bases 223 to 5871 code for a protein of 1882 amino acids. The record is from RefSeq and is a predicted model, not a curated record. Gene Ontology annotation, biological process: negative regulation of gene expression.
UGUAUGGUUCAGCUCCAGGCUCAUUCCUGCUAAAAUGAAACCAAAGUGAAACGGACCUGGAGCUCAGCGACGAGGCUGAACUUUGAAUCCGUUCCAAACUUGCAAUCCGUUCCAAACUUAGAAUCCGUAAUAGCUGCCGCAGUUCCCUUCGGUCUGCUGUACAGGCUGAUCAGGGCUGAGCGGCUCCUCCACUGUGUUUCCCGCAGGACUGAGAGAGGAGAAAUGGAGGAAUAUCUUCACCCCCUUGCUGUGGAGGCUAUGGAGGGUCCCUGGCCCUCAGCCUCCACCAGGACCCUCACUGCCAAACUCCAGAUUUACUUUCAGAGCAGGAAGAAGUCUCAGGGUGGAGACUGUGUGGUGAAGUUCCCCGAGGACAGCAGCGCCGCUACUGUUCUCUUCAGAUCAGCUCAGACUCGAGAUCAGGUUCUCGCUAAAGGAGAUCACUCCAUAACUAUUGAAAACAAGCUGGUGAAACUGAAGGUGUUCAAACCCGGUGAUGAAGAGAAACAGAAGACAGAAGAGCCCAGCGCAGCAGCUGCAACAGGAAGUGAUGUGGAACCAACCUUUCAGAAAACAGCUGUACAGAGAAUUCUGGAAAGAACUGAUCACAGUAUAUGCAGAGUGCCAGUCAGCGUUUAUUCGUAUUUUAACACUGAUGAGAGUCAGGCUGACCGCUCAACUAAGCCAUCUCCCGGGGACAGUUUGGGAGACUCCCCACAGUCAGGUGCUGUAGUCCUGGAGAAACUGCCUGACAAUGUUUCCAAAGAAGUCCUGGCACUUUUAGUGGAGAACAUCAGCGAUGCUUCCGAAGAGGAUUAUUUCCUGGAGACAAUAAGAGAAUCAAAUGUUGCUGUGGUGACUUUUAAUGACCCCAGUGUUGCUGAGAAGUUCCUUGUGGAGAGCAGGAGCAAUAAAAAGGUCCAGCAGUAUGGUCUAAUGGGACGGGCUCUGGAAAAAAGUAGAAGUGUUAAGGUGGAACAUUUGCCUGGUCAGACUUCUACAGACCUGCUAGAACUUUACUUCGAAAAGUGGGGUGGAGCAGUGAAGAACAUCACCACGGUUCCAGAAGAACAGGCUGCCAUUGUCACUUUUUGCAAGCAACAGGAUGCAGAGAAAGUUCUGGGGAAAGAUCUCAGUAUUGGCAAGACAGCAGUCACUGUCUACCCAUAUUACAUGUCUUUGGGUACCGCCUUGUAUGGCAAAGACAGACCAACAUGGACACUGCCCAAACCUUUCACAGAGAAGAUCCAUCCUGCUAUCAGAGAAUUCCUCCAUAAGAAGGGGCUAAUAUUCUCCAUCUGUAAGAAGAUGAACUCAUUGUUCUGCCAGGUGAACAUGGACAAAGCUGAAGUCCAGCUCAGUCCUCUUCCCACACUGCUGAAACAGAAGGGUAUAACCAAGAAAUACAUAGACGACUGGAGGCAAAACGCCACAGAUGAGUUUAGAAACAUACUCUCCAAAUAUGCUGUUUUUGAGUGUGCAGUGAUCCCCUCUGUUUGGUCUACAAUAGAGACAGACAUUCGGUCAGCAGUGAAAGAUAAAGCCUUCAUGAAGAUGCAUGAUGGAAUCCUGACUCUGGCAGGAACGAAGCAACACAUUAAUCUGCUGAAGCCGAUUUUGGAGAAUGUUUUAAAGAAAGCAUCAGAUCAGAUGCAAAGGGACCAGAAGAGUGUUGAAGAAAGCAUGGAGAUGUCCCCUUCCAUAGUCUCUCUGCUUCUGCAGGAAGGACUUCAACACAAUGCUUCAGCUAAAUACCCAGAGCUCGAACUUGCGUACAAAAAAGACACCAAUCAGUUAACAUUGUGUGGCCUUUCUGUGGAAAUUGUUGACAUCAAAAAUUGGAUCCUUGAGAGGAGACUGAGACUGAAACAGAAGAUUCUGAAAAUGGACCCUUCAUUAUUGGAGUUCCUGAGAUCAGUGGACUGUGAGGAGAUGUCAGGAGAUCUGUUUAUAACCAAGGGAAUCAGUGCAGUUUGCACAGUUGAAAAUGGGGAUGUUGUGUUGACUGGAAGCACAGACAGAUCACUGACUGAGGCAGAGCAGAGACUUCAAAUGGUACUUAUGUCCAGUACCCUCUCUUUAGAGGAUUUAAGUGUGCUUGAAAAGCCGGAAUGGCGCUCUCUCAAUGAUCAACUGUGUGACACAUACAACUUAGCCAGGAAAAAAACUGUGAUUAUAAAACCCUCAAAUGACACAGUUGUAGUUACUGGCUUUCAGCAACCAGUCUUGGAGGUCAGCAGGAGCUUGGAGAUAUUCAUCAACAUGUACUCAAGAAUCGAAGAGGUCCUUCGUGUCAAGUCAUGCGCUGUGGUGAAGUUCAUAAAUGAGAAAAAGUCCCCAGUUUGGAAGAAACUUGAGGUGACAGUUCAUUUUGAGCCCAAACGACCCUUGAUCCGACUGUCUGGGGAGCGUGUUCACGUCCAACCAGCCAUGGAGAUCUUUCAGAAGAUUGCAGACGCUCUCCAUACGGAUAGGCUGACGAUUGAAAAAGCAGGUGCUAAAAAGUACUUCCAGGAGCAGGGAAGCAUGUUCUUGAUGAUGAUGAAGGAACAUAGAUUUGUGGUCGUUCUUGAGGAAAGUCACAUGCUGGAAGAGGAUGAAGAUGAUUAUGAUGACAAUGACAGGGUGGAAGAUUUUGGACAGUUGUCCUGUGAGGUCCAGUUCCCUGGUGGGGUCAUCAUCACGGUCAGAAAGGCUGAUAUCUGUCAGUUUAAAGUAGAUGCUGUGGUCAAUGCUGCCAAUGAGGACUUGAAGCACAUUGGUGGUGUGGCUUUGGCACUUCUGAAAGCUGCUGGACCAAGUUUACAAGAAUGGAGUGACACAUAUGUAGUUGCACAUGGACGAGUGCCACCUGGAAAGGCUGUCACUACUGGAGCAGGUCGUCUUCCAUGCAAAUGCGUGGUGCAUGCUGUGGGUCCCCACUACACACAUUCAGACAAGUUAAUUGCAGUGAAGCAGCUGAGACAGGCUGUGAGGGAGAGUCUGAACCAAGCAGAGAGUAACAAGUGCUCCUCCAUUGCGGUCCCGGCUAUCAGCUCAGGAAUAUUUGGCUUUCCUCUUGAACUCUGCACUGAAACGAUUGCCAAGGAACUGCAUGCUUACAUCAAAGAUCAGAAGCAUCAAGGUGGCAUGAACAUGUUAAGACAGAUUCAUCUGGUGGACCUCAAUGCCAACACUGUGAAUGCCAUGGCUCAGGCAGUUAAGAAGGAAUUUGCAGCCUUCAGCCCCAAAGUGGCCCAAAGUGGGCCAAGGAGUAAUGAACCACAUGGUUAUGGAAGAAAUGAAUCUGUGGAGUUCGACAUUCAAGGACAGACAUGGGAACAGAACUCAAGCCAACCGACCAGAUCACAGUAUGAUGACUUCAACCGAUCAGGGUCCCUUGAAACUCAGUCCACACAAGAGGGACUCAGAAUCAUUCUGAAGCAAGGGAAUAUCCAAGAUGCACUUUCUGAUGUGAUUGUCAACACUAUCUCAGGAGACGUGGACCUCAGCAAAGGUGCUGUCUCCAAUGCGCUCCUGCAGGCUGCUGGUUCUCAACUCCAGGCAGAAGCUAGGUCUAAUCUGGCUGCAAGUGGAUAUUCUAAUCUAAGUUAUGGAGACAUGGUGGUUACCAGUGGCUAUAAGCUAAAUUGUCAAAGGGUCUUCCAUACUGUUUGUCCAUCAUGGAAAGGAGGAGCUGGUUCAGAGGAUGAGGUGCUAAAACAGAUCAUUAGAGAUUGCCUAAAAAAGGUAGAACAUCAAAAAAUGGCUUCGAUUUCUUUCCCGGCCAUUGGAACCGGGAUCCUUGGCUUUCCCAAAGAUCUGGUGUCCAGGAUUGUGCUGAGAGAAAUUCACAACUUUAGUGCCAAUGUCCAGCCUCAAUAUCUUAAAGUAGUGACUGUGAUUGUGCACCCUUCAGACAACGAGACUGUACAGAGUUUCAUAAAGAGCUUCAGAGGUGGGAGGCCAGGUCCCAUCACAAAAGGAGCGCAUGCUAUUCCUCAACAGUCACCUAAAAAAUCACCCAUUGCCAGACCCUCACAGUCUCCUGGACUUUUUGGAGUGGUUUCCACUCCGACUCUUGGAGUGCACUCAGUUCAGGUGGGACAUGUGACCCUCGAGGUGUCGUCAGGUGACAUCACCAAAGAGAGAAGUGAUGCCAUCGUUAACUCCUCCAAUCAAUCGUUUUCUUUGAAAGCAGGAGUCUCCAAGGCCAUUUUAGAUGCUGCUGGAUUAGCAGUGGAACUGGAGUGUGCACAGAUUGUGAAUGCACCAAGUUUUCAACAGAAGGAAAUGAUUCUGACCUCUGGAGGUCAGCUCCCAUGCAGACACAUAAUCCACAUCGUAGGCAGAAACACUCCUGCAGCCAUCAAGGAUGCUGUUUACUCUGUUUUAAAGUUGUGUGAGGCUCAGAAGUUCUCCUCUGUUGCCUUUCCAGCUCUUGGCACAGGCCAAGGUGGUGCAAGUCCUUCUGCUGUUGCUGAUGCCAUGAUUGACGCUGUAAUCGACUUUGUGAAGAAGAAAAAAGAGUCGCACUUACAGAGUGUGAAGUUCCUGAUAUUCCAGACAACAAUGAUGUCAGAUUUCCACCAGAGCAUGCUGAGGAGGCAGCAGGAGGGCGUGGAGGAGGACACCACUGUGUUGGACUGGUUGAAAGAAAAAUUUGGCUCUAUGGCCAGCUACAUUACGGGCAACAGUCCAGAAGCCAGUCGACAAUUCCGUUCUGAACAUGAGGACUUUGUGAUGGUGGGUGAGGAGUUUGAGCCGGCGGUCUUUCAGCUGUGUGCAGAGAGUCAGCAGGACCUGAAUGAAGCCAGAGAACUGAUCAACAGCUUCAUCGUCAGAGAGCACACGAGUUCAUCCGUUUGGGACUCCGCCAUCAACAGUUUCACCAGAAAGGACGCAGAGAUGCUGACUAACCUGCAGAGGGAGCUCACGGUCAGCAUUCAGCUUGAUAAGAAUGGUCCAGAGCCGGUCAUCACCGUGGAGGGCCUGACCCGAGACGUGGUCAAGGCAGAGAGCGCCAUCCGGGACAUGAUCCGCAAAGUGGAGAGGAACGAAGCCCGAAAACGUGACGCCUUCAUGAUCAGCAGCUUGGUAGAGUGGCAGUAUCUGGACAGGACAAAUAAUCUCGUACCCUUUGAUAUUUACACUAACUAUGACCUGGAGGAGGCCUAUGGGAAAAAACAACCUCGCAUAAAGAUCAAGGUCAACAACGAGGAGCUUGACGUUGAUUUAACCCAAAGAGUGGCUUAUUUAAGAAACAGAAGGAUUGAAUUGAAGAGGGUUGACCAGAAAGUGGCUCUGCCCAGGCACUGGGAGAAAAUGAAAGACGGCGAGUUCGUUAAGCGGGUCCAAAUUCAACAAGGCAGCCCAGAAUACACGAAUGUGGAGAAUGAGUUCAGGACAACUGGGCUGGCCAAUAAAAUUCUUAACAUCGAGAGGGUCCAGAACAGCACUCUGUGGAGGAACUACAUGAUCCAGAAGAAGCAUUUUGAAGAAAAGAACAGGCACAGGAACAAUGAGAAGAGGCUGUUCCACGGCACCGGCGCUCAGAACAUAGACAAGAUCGACCACCGGGGCUUCAAUAGGAGCUAUGCUGGCACACAUGGUGCCAUGUAUGGGAAUGGCGUGUAUUUUGCUGUUGACCCAAGUUACUCAGCCCAAGGAUACUCCCAGCCUGACCAGCAAGGUCAUAAGCGCAUGUAUCUGGCCAGAGUGUUGGUCGGUGACUACACCACAGGAAAGGGUGGUCUAAUUUCUCCCCCAGCCAAGAGCUCUACAGCCACAGAUUUGUAUGACAGCGUCACUGAUAAUCAACAAACCCCGAAGAUGUUUGUGAUCUUCCAUGACGUGCAGGCGUAUCCGGAAUACCUGAUCACCUUUCAGUAGGAUAUUUUUAAUCAGCAGUUGUGGACUGAUUAUGAUUAUCCAUAUUUCAAUUUUCUGUUAUGUUACUCACUCUUAUGGAUUAUGUUUAAUUAGUUGCUGUAAUGAAUAGAGCUAUUAGGUGUGGGUGCAUUUCAAUAGAUCAGUAAAUAUUAAUAAAUAAUGGUACAAAUACAUUUAAAAUAUUUCACUAAUAAAAUAUUUUUCUAAUGUUUAUAAAUUAUGACCUACUAUGUUUAUGGUGCAAUAUUGUGUGCUACAGAUUGCAAUGGUUAUUAAUGCAGAAAAAUUGCAAUAUUAUAUGCAAUAUUCAUGACUGACAUCAAGUUAUUCCUCCUUAUGUCACUGCAUCCUUGAAAAAAUAAACAGGUUAUUAUAGAUCUAUGUU